Molecule: messenger RNA, 1266 nt
Organism: Camelina sativa (false flax)
Lineage: Eukaryota; Viridiplantae; Streptophyta; Magnoliopsida; Brassicales; Brassicaceae
Source: RefSeq, a predicted model, not a curated record
AUGGAGCAAUCCUUUCGGCUCAGAUUUAUGUCUUCAAAUCACGAAGCCGAGUACGAGGCCCUAAUAGCCGGCCUCCAACACGCACUAGGCGUGGGCGUAAAAGAGCUCGCAGCGUUCAGCGACUCGCAACUCGUCACUAGCCAGUUCCAUGGGAACUACGAUACGAAUAACAAACGGAUGGACGUGUAUCUUUGGGUUGUUCGAUCUCUGACAGAACAUUUCUCAUCGUUCGAGCUCACCAAAAUCCCACGUGGGGAAAACUCAGCAGCCGACGCCCUAGCCGCACUCGCUUCUACCUCCGACCCAUUGGUCAAACGGGUCAUACCCGUAGAAAGGAUAAACAAGCUUAGCAUUCCCAUUCCCUUCAAAGCUCAGAGCAUCCAUCAGGUCGAGAGCGGCAUUAGACCCAAUGAGGAGAAUCUCGAGCAGGGAGGCGAGACCGAGAGCAUCAUGAAAGAAGCUCACGAAGGACCCUGUGGAAAUUAUUCUGGAGGUCGAUCAUUAGCCCUCAGGAUUAAAUGGCAAGGGUACUUCCGGCCGACCAUGCUCGCAGAUUGCGACACGCAUGCUAAAAGCUGCGACAGAUGUCAACGCCAAGCUCCCAUGAUCAAUCAACUCGCCGAGCUGAUGAGCUUGGUCUCCGCCCUUUAUCCCUUCAUGCAAUGGUCGAUGGAUGCCAUCGGCCCACUCGAGCAGUCAGGAAGGCGACGCGUAAUGCACCUUUUGGUCGUAAUUGACUAUUUUACCAAGUGGAUCGAGGCUGAAUCCUACCAAUCAAUUACUGGGGAACACGUGAAAGAUUUCCUCUGGAAAAACGUGGUUUGCCGUCAUGGCGAAACCGCCUUCUCCCUAGCUUACGGAAUCGAAGACGUUGUACCAGCAGAGAUCUCUGUAGGCAGUAUCCGCCGAGUUAUCUCCUCCGAAAAUGAGACUAUAAACGACGGGGCAUUGCUCGACAACAUGACUCUUAUUGAUGAAAAGAGAGAGCAAGCCCUAAAGCGAGCUCAAAACUAUCAGAAUGCUAUAGCCCGCUUCUAUAACUCUAAAGUCCGACCCCGAAAUUUCAUUAUCGGAGAACGCGUACUCCGCAAAGUCUUCGAUCACAAGAAGGAGAAGAACGCCGGGAAGAUGGGAAUGAAGUGGGAAGACCCCUACAAGAUCACAGAGGUCGUUCGCAACGGUGUAUAUCGCCUUGUUGACGAAAGUAACGAAAAGGCCGAGCCACGGCCUUGGAAUAUCAUGAAUCUAAAGAAGUACUUACAAUAA